Asterias rubens (European starfish) is the source of this 1954-nucleotide messenger RNA. RefSeq names its product protein FAM228B-like. Bases 88 to 1095 code for a protein of 335 amino acids. NCBI's taxonomy places the organism in Eukaryota, Metazoa, Echinodermata, Asteroidea, Forcipulatida, Asteriidae. The record is from RefSeq and is a predicted model, not a curated record. The transcript has 7 exons.
CAUUGGGUAACACACUUCCGCAGUGACUGAAAUAAUUGACUUUUACUACAUAAUUUUUGUCAAUGGUUUUCUAAUUAUUAAUCAACGAUGGCUACGAGGGAAAGGACCCAAGGAGUUAAGGUUCAUUCUCUGGGUCUCCAUGAGGAGCUCGUGGCCGAUUUGAAACCAGAAACCCGUGUUAAAUCGUCGCCUGGUAGACGAGAAUCAAGGAGGAGGCUACCAGAAACCAAACGACCAUGGUCAACACCGGUUAGUCGUUCAAGCACAGCAUUAUCAGCCAACAGCAGCCGAUCAUCUUUGGACCAAAGUGCUAAGAUCCAGAAUUGGCUAUGCCAAAAGUCAAUACGAGGUGUACAGGAACGAGCGGAUCCCGAAUCAAAAGAAACCAAGAAGUUAUACAUGGCGGUGCUAGACAGAGAAAACACAUUUGUCAAGGAUGUCGAUAACUUUCUGACCGAGAAGUCGUUCCUCGAUCUGAGGAAGAAGGAGAUGUUGUAUAAGAAGUGGAACGAGCGAAUCUUCGCCCCUCUCCAAGAGCAGAUGUACAGAGAGAUGAAGGGUAACUACGCAGCGCUGGACAAGAGAAAGAGGGCGCUCUUCAUGGAAUAUCUACGCCACAGAAACAAGAAGGGUUUUGUCUCGCUGGACACCUUCGAUCCCAGAGAGUAUGACCCCCUGAAAUUGGUCGUCCCUAGACCCGCCCCCAUCGUAGCAGUGACAGACAUGCUGGACGACCCUCUAAUAUCACAACAGCGCAAUAGGAACGAGGAAGACCGAACUAUCAUCAGAUGUAGAACAGGGAGAACGUUGUCGGACUCUGCUGUGGAGGUCCAACGCUUGCCACCCCUUCCCCUUGUACCUCUCGGCCGACACGGGACUGAGUGUCGAACCUGGCUGGCCAUGCCACUUCAUGACAUCGAGAGUCCAGCUCGCUUGGGAAGCAGACGGCGCAUGAAAGGCGUCUUCAACGACUGCCACUUUGAUUUUGAGGAGUGGUCCAAGAUGUCCUUUGACCCGACCAUCGUCGAUGAAGAGAUGAAAUGCCAGAAAAAGAGAGUCUACACAAGCCAGCAACCCACCAUGGUAUCCACAUAAAGAACUUAUCCACACACAGCAGCGCAAUUCAGGAGGGUUUGUAGUCACAAAAUGUCAAAAUAAUUUGAAGCAAUUUCCGAACACCUACUACAUAAUUAAGUGGCCAGUCUUUCUCUUUUCAAAUAAGCACAGGCCAAAUUUCAUACAGCUAUUAAGCAGGAAAUGACACUUGAUUUCUUUACUAAGCAAAAACUAGUGGGGUACUGGUCCACCAAUGUAACUGAAUGUAUUUUGGGCUGUUUUAAAACCUGUUUCUUUUAAGCGGUACUUCUGUGCUAAGCAAGUUUUUGUGCUUACAGGUUUUCUGAAGUUGGGCCCUUGGCUUUAUGAAAUGUGCCUGCUCUUAUAAAUGGUCUAGUAAGACUUGCAGUGAUGCCUCAAAAUAAACUUUCUGUGAGUUGUGUUGGUUCUGGAAAGAACAUGUGGUUGAUCAACUUGAUGUAUUCUCUGAUGGUUUUGAGAAUGGGAAGACGAAAGGUCGAGUUGUUAAUAAUUAACCACCUCUUCUUUUCUGAACCAUUCCAACUUAGAGAGAGUUUAUUAUAGCAUGGUGUUACAGCACACCUUACGAGAGGUCGUUUCUCUACCAUGCUAAGUUUCAAAUCCUACUCAUAGACGUGUUACUGCAAAUCUUACUAUAGAUUGUAUCUCCACCAUGCACACAUUAAAAUCCUAUACUCGUAAAUGGUCUGACCUCAAACCUAACUAGAUUUCACAUGCAACAUUUCAAAUCCUACAAAUGAGUUUCAAGAUCAAAUUACACAGCAUUUUUCACUCAUAUUUUUUCAAAGAGAGCUUUCAAACACAAUUUUUUUUUGUAAUAAACGUAACUUUUUUACUUUAAAAAAUACAUUUUCAA